Molecule: messenger RNA, 2419 nt
Organism: Colletotrichum navitas
Lineage: Eukaryota; Fungi; Ascomycota; Sordariomycetes; Glomerellales; Glomerellaceae
Product: major facilitator superfamily transporter
Exons: 4
Coding region: 489-1997 (502 amino acids)
Biological process (GO): transmembrane transport
Cellular component (GO): membrane
Molecular function (GO): transmembrane transporter activity
Source: RefSeq, a predicted model, not a curated record
UCGCCUUGAAAUACGGCAUUCCUGCCUGCGUUCUGGACCUCAGGUUGACCGUCCAUUCUCCCACCUUCAAGGGGCUAGUUGAUGACAACUUGUGUUAAAUCGCAAAUUGACUGCCGUGUUUGAUUUCAAAGCAAUCCGAAUUACUUGCCUAUACUGGCAUUGCAUGAUUAUCAAUCAUCGAGGUCAUCCCCUGCAAAGUUGCAGUCUCUCUCUCCAUGCCUCCAUCACCAAAGUCCCUAGGCUGCUGCACCACUGUGCAAUUGGCCAUGCAGCUUACGCCUUUUCCGUUUUGCAAAUCUACUUAUCACCGAGCAACAGCUAUUGGAGGUACUUGGCCGACUCCAAUAUGCGCUAUAAAAGCAUCAAGGUUCUGCGUUGAGCCUGCUCUCGAGUGUUUCGAUGUUAGUCUUGAUAUGCAUCGUGUGUGACUCUUCUUUAUAAGCUCUCAGCAACUGGCUCACUGAUUGAUUUUCUCGUCACGCUACGCUAUGGAUAUCCCUCUCAACGAAGCCAGGGUGGAAACUCCGCAAAGUUUACCUUCCCGCAAUGUCUCGGUAGCCAAGAGUGUCACAGUCAUCGUCACCCUCGCGGGCAUCAACUUCCUCAACACCAUGGGUUCCGGGAUCCUGAUUGCCGCCCUCCCCCGCAUCGCCUCGGAUGUUGGUCUCGACGAGAGCCUGAUGCUCUGGCCCGCGGCCGUCUACAGCCUCGCCGCUGGGUGUCUGCUCCUCAUCUUCGGCGCCGUCGCCGACGUCGUCGGCGCCAAGCUCAUGUGGGUGGCGGGCAGCUACCUCUGCGCCGUCUUCACCGUCGCUGUGGGCCUGUCACAGACGGGGAUCCAGAUCAUCGUGUUCCGCACGUGCAUGGGCAUCUCCAUAUCCGCGUGCCUACCAACCACCAUGGCCUUCAUCACCAAGACGUUCCCCAAGGGCGGGUGGCGCAACGUCGCGUUCUCGAUGAACGGCAUCGGGUUUCCGCUGGGGUACGCCCUCGGCUUGGUCCUGGGGGGCAUCUUCACGGAUACCAUCGGUUGGCGGUGGGGGUUCUACAUGAUGGCCAUCAUCAACUUCUGCCUGUCGACGGCGGCGAUCUGGUCUCUCCCGUCCGUCUACCAGCCUUCAGAGAAGAGGUGGACUCGCCGCCUGGCCGAGGACAUUGACUGGAUUGGGGCCGUCAUCAUGAGCGUUGCUUUGGGCCUCCUGCUAUAUGUACUGGCAAUGACAACAUCCUCUUACACCAAGAUCGGUGACCCGGCAAACAUUGCUCUCCUGGCACUGGCGGUCGCUUUGCUGGUUGCGUUUCCCUUCUGGAUGAACCGGCAGACCGUAAAGGGCGGCCCGGCACUCAUUCCUAACCGUCUGUGGCGAAAUGCCUCGUUUACUUCCAUCUGUGCUGCCAUCUUCUUAUCCUGGGCCUCACUCAACGCCAUACAGUACUUCAUCAUGUUCUACUUCCAAAAAGUCCAAGGCAUCUCCGCGCUGCAGAGCUCCCUGCGAUUCCUCCCACACGUCGUCAUGGGCGCCGCCGUCAACGUGGCGGCCGCAUGGCUCGUCUCUAGGGUAAAGGUCCAAACACUAGGCGCCGUGUCGGCGGUCAUCACCGCCAUCGCUCCGCUCCUAAUGGCCACGGUCGAUCUCGAUGGAUAUUACUGGUUUGCGCCAUUCUGGGCCAUGAUCCUCUCGCCCGUCAACGCAGAUGCCCUCUUUACAGUUUCGAACCUCAUCAUUUCAGACGCCUUCCCGGCGGAUCUGCAGUCUCUCGCCGGCGGUGUUUUCAGCGAGAUCGGGCAGAUUGGCAACGCCGUUGGCCUCGCCGUGACGGCGGCCAUAGCGGCGUCCGUGACGGAGCACUCGGGCAUCAUCGGUCGCGCCGAGGAGGCGCGCAUGGCGGGCUACCGCGCCACGUUCUGGACCAUCUUUGCCGCCACGGGGGCGGUGCUCGUCAUUGUGCUUUGGGGUCUCAGGAAGGGCGGCAUGGUCGGGAAGAAGGAUGAGUAGGCGAAGGGUGGUGCCACGCUAGCGCGAAAUCUUGGGCGGAUAGGGUUUUAGAGGAUGAGACCGCCGCUCCCGCAGUCUGAUUUCUAAACGCACGUCUUUGGAGAGUUUUUGUCGGUUUGAAAUUACAUGGCAUGACGUCCUAUAAAGGGAGUGGUUGACAUAUUGGUGUCCUGACCAGGAAACUUUCUGGUUCUUAGUCCAUUCUAUAUGUAUGUAAUUAGCGUUCUUGACCAUGGACGGCAGGAUUGCAGCAUGCCUCGCGUAGGCAAAGUUACCAUCUGGGACGUGACAAUGACCUAGCGUUUCUCUCGAUCGUUAAUGGAAGGCCUUUCAGUUUUGUCUGAUGUCGGCCCAGCAUUGGGGUUCGGGUAUAACUAGCUCAUUCGGGCGACACUGGACUCAUCCGAUGUCUUACGCACGCU